This is a messenger RNA of Emiliania huxleyi CCMP1516, 327 nucleotides long. RefSeq lists its product as hypothetical. The transcript has a single exon. The record is from RefSeq and is a predicted model, not a curated record. NCBI's taxonomy places the organism in Eukaryota, Haptophyta, Isochrysidales, Noelaerhabdaceae. The coding region runs from base 1 to 327 and encodes 108 amino acids.
AUGCGCGUGCUCUUCCUCUUGCUCGCCGCGCGCUCGGGAGCCGGAGUGGCGGGGUCGGAGCUGCUGCAACGGUGCGAGUGGCCGCGAGGGGUGGUGCUGGGGCUCUCCAGAGAACGAGGCCACGGCGCGGCGCUCGCGGCGGCGGACGGGGCAGCUCCAAUUGUUGGCGAGGCUCAACAGCAGCUUCAAGCAGUGCAGUGCAACGCCAGCUACCUCUCCAGAGCUGCGCGGCGGCUGGCGGGCCUGUGGGAAGAUGCCGGGCCGCGUGCUCGGAGCGCGCAGUCGGCCCGCGCCUGCCAGCGGCCGAGUCAGUCUGGCUGGCGAUAA